Molecule: messenger RNA, 265 nt
Organism: Pyricularia grisea
Lineage: Eukaryota; Fungi; Ascomycota; Sordariomycetes; Magnaporthales; Pyriculariaceae
Exons: 2
Source: RefSeq, a predicted model, not a curated record
CUUACCGGUAGUGCUUCUUUCCAUGCAAAACAGCUGAUGAGAAUAUUUCAGACGCAGAUAAAAAAAAAAGAUAAAAAAAUGACUAAGCUAGAUUCUGAUCAAUCCUAAUUCAUGCCUAGUAAGGACACGACAUAAUAACAUGAAGCCCAAACUGGAAACUGGUCAAGUCCUACAAUCACUCCACCUACCUACCUUAGGUACCUUACUCAGAUGGAUACGGACAGGCGGAUGGUCAGUCGGUCGGCUGGUCGCGGCAACAGGCAGU